Molecule: messenger RNA, 1369 nt
Organism: Raphanus sativus (radish)
Lineage: Eukaryota; Viridiplantae; Streptophyta; Magnoliopsida; Brassicales; Brassicaceae
Product: putative F-box protein At2g19630
Exons: 1
Coding region: 55-1269 (404 amino acids)
Molecular function (GO): protein binding
Source: RefSeq, a predicted model, not a curated record
AACAGUCGGGUCAGACGGGUUAACUUGCGUAUUCUCCCAACUGUCUAGGGUUUGAUGAAGAAGCAAGCGUCUCUGUCAGCCAUGAAAGCACGGCGGCGCAACGUCUCGGACUCUCCUCAAACCAACCGUCGACGCAGCUCACGACUUAGUGCAAUUGACGAGUUACUACUGAAGAUCCCAAUCGAUCUCAUCAUCGAGAUAUUCUCGAGGCUGCCACUGAAGUCUAUCGCGAGAUGUCGUUGCGUAUCGAAGCAGUGGGCCUCCGUACUUCGCGGUUCUGACUUCACUCAGUUCUUCUUGACCAAAGCUUUGGCUCGCCAGCAGCUACUGUUCUACUGCCAAAAAGAAAAGGAGGUGAGUUUCUUCUCAUCAGUUCAGCCUCAGAAUGUUGUUGAUGAAGAUUCUUCUCCUACAGCGGCCGUUGAUCAUCAUAUGACUUUCCCCUUUCAGCGUGCCGAAACUAUAUCUAGUUCUGUCAAUGGCUUUUUAUGUAUAAACGAUGAUCGAGAGGUUGUAUGGGUGAUAUGUAACCCUAGCACGAGACAGUCCUUCACUUUACCCAAAAUGAAGACAAGGAGGAGAAGUAGGAAGAUAAAGUUUUUAGGGUAUGAUCCUAUUGAGAAACAACACAAGGUAUUGGCAAUGAUCAUGCUAGAGAAGAGUGUUGUGGACCAUCAAGUUCUUACACUAGGAAAUGGGAACAUGACAUGGAGAUUGAUUGAAUGCGGCAUACCCCAUUAUUUUCCAGGGUUAACAAGCAUAUGCAUCAACGGUGUUUUGUAUUACACUGCUCGUGGUUCCAGUGUUGAUGAUAUGAUAGUUUGCUUUGAUGUCAGAUCUGAAAAGUACAGCUUUGUUAGAGCCGCGGAGAGAGGAAUGCAUUUUGCAACUCUGAUAAACUUCCAAGGAAAAUUGGCUUCAACAAAGGCCGCAAGGCACUAUUUUAUCAGUGGAAGAAGUAAAAGUUUUGAGAUAUGGAUUCUAGAUGACCCUGAAAAACAUGAAUGGUCUAAAUGUAAAUUCAGAUUACCUCUUAUGUGGGGGUCCCCAGCUGUAAAGAGGUUCGUAUCUUUUGUUGGAGUGACGGCUACAAAUGAAUUUGUUUUUUCGUCCUUUUCAUCCGAACCUUUCUAUGUUUACUACUACAAUUUUGUCAAGAACUCUAUAACAAGAGUUCAAAUCGAGGGAAUGGGAGGGUUUAAGUGGGAUUAUAGAGUUGGCAUUUUUCUGAACCAUGUAGAGGACGUGAAGCUUAUGGAACUGUUUUAGGACUUUGUAAAGGAUGCUGGUUCUUAUACUAUUAUAUCACUUCCCUUACGCUUUCAACUUUGCAGGAGUUAAUCGGAGCUUUUCUUGCAUGCGCUUUCUU